AUGCCGUUCGGGGUGACCAAUGCUCUUGUUAUAUUCAUGGAUUACAUGAAUCUAAUACUUCGACUGUGGCUAGAUAAAUUUGUUGUUGUGUUCAUAGACGACAUUCUUAUAUAUUUAAGGGAUCAUGAAAAGCAUGUUGAACAUUUGAGGAUUGUGUUGGAGACGCUUAGGAAGCAUCAAUUGUUUGGGAAGUUAUCUAAAUGUGAAUUUUGGUUAGAAGAAAUACAGUUUCUUGGUCACGUGAUUUCUGCUAAAGGAAUUUUUGUAGAUCCAACGAAGGUGGAGGCAGUGUUAAAGUGGGAACGUCCAAAGACGAUGUUAGAAAUAAGAAGUUUUAUGGGCCUAGCUGGUUACUGCAGGAGGUUCUUCGAAGGUUUCUCCAAGAUAGUGGGUCCUUUGACACAGUUGCCUCGUAAGGAACAACCUUUUUUAUGGACCGACAAGUGUGAAACAAGUUUUGAAGAGAUGAAGAAAAGGUUGACAAGUGCUCCAGUAUUGGCAAUUACAGAUACUUCUAAAACUUUUGAAGUGUUUUGUGAUGCUUCAUACCAUGGGCUUGGUUGUGUAUUGAUGCAGGAGAAGCGACCAAUAGCUUAUGCAUCGAGAUAG
Messenger RNA from Vigna umbellata (rice bean), 609 nucleotides. Lineage: Eukaryota; Viridiplantae; Streptophyta; Magnoliopsida; Fabales; Fabaceae. The record is from RefSeq and is a predicted model, not a curated record.